GCUUACGCUCCGCACUCGGCGGCAGCGUGCCGGCACGUUCAUUCAGCGCGGAGGCGAGCGACCGGCAGCGCAGGCGUCGUCCUUACACCGCGGGAACACCCUUCGGCACCAACACACAGCAAACAGACCACCAUGUCUGCCCACGGAAGGCGCCACCUGAACGAUCCAAACUCGGAUGCCUACAGGGCGCACAUGGCGGCUGUCCUGGAGCGCAUGCGCAGGGAAUACGAGCGGAAACAGCGCGAAGAGGCAGCACGCCGAGGAAAGCACCGAGGCGAUGCCAUAAAGGUGGACGCCGUGGAGGUUUACUCCAAGGACAACGCCAAGCACCACCACACGGAAAUGUUCGACUCCCUGGAGCUGAGCGACCCGCCGCUUAUCAUACGCCGCGGUCAACAUUUUUUUCUAGCUCUCCGGUUCAAGCGUGAAUACCAGCCGGGAGUCGACGACGUCUCCCUAGACUUCAGCAUCGGUCCCAAUCCCGAGAUAAGCAAGGGCACCUUCGUGAGCCUGCGCGUGCCGGACACCAAGGGCGACUUCAGCCGGUCUCCGCAGAGCUGGGACGUGCGCCUGACGCACCACGACCGCGCCAUCAUGUCCCUCCAGGUGUUCGUUCCGGCCAACGUGAGCGUGGGCCUGUGGCGAUUGGCCGUGCUUAGCCGGUCGCGUGCCGACCCGGAGGCCAGGCACAAGUACCGACAUCCGUCCGACAUCUACGUGCUGUUCAAUCCGUGGUGCAAAGAUGACAUGGUGUACAUGGAUAACGAAGACUGGCGACGAGAGUAUGUGCUCAAUGAUGUUGGCAAGAUUUACAUGGGGUCCUGGAAGCAACGAGAGGGCCGGCAGUGGAUUUUCGGUCAGUUUGGAGACAUGGUCUUGCCCGCGUGCUCGCUCGUCCUGGACAAGUCGAAGCUCAGUUACGCCGCCAGGGCCAAUCCGGUGAAAGUGGUCCGCGCCAUCUCCGCAAUGGUGAACAGUGCUGACGACGACGGCAUCGUCACUGGCAACUGGUCUGGCAACUACGACGAUGGCACAGCGCCCUGGAUGUGGACCGGAAGUAGUGCAAUCCUCGAGCAAUACGUCAAAAGUGGCGGCACCUCCGUCAACUACGGGCAGUGUUGGGUUUUCUCUGGCGUCUGCAACACCGUGUGUCGUGCGCUCGGUAUUCCAUGCCGUCCGGUUACUUGUUAUGCGUCUGCACACGACACGGACGAGAGUAUUACCAUCGACCGUUACUUCGACAAGGAAGGCGAGGAACUGAAGAAGUACUCCAGGGAUUCGAUAUGGAAUUUCCACGUGUGGAACGAAGUGUGGAUGGCAAGGAAGGACCUCCCGCCGGGCUAUGGCGGAUGGCAGGCUAUUGACGCUACACCGCAGGAAACCAGCGACGGCUACUACCAAGUCGGCCCGUGCUCAGUGAUGGCCGUCAAGAAGGGCGAGAUAGGCUACAUGUACGACUCACCAUUCGUGUUUGCCGAGGUCAACGCCGACAUCAUCCACUGGAAAGAAGACCCCGAAAGUGCCUUCGGUUGGACUCGAAACAAGACACUAACCUAUCAUGUGGGCCUGGGAGUGUUGACGAAGAAAGCAAACGUUAAGAUCCAGGAAGGCAUGGAAGAUGCUGAGGACAUCACGCACUGUUACAAGAACGAAGAAGGGACGGAGGAAGAGCGCAUGGCGGUGCUGAACGCGGCGCGCAGCGGCGGCCUCAGCGUACUGUUCGAGCUGCCCAGCGAGUCGAAACAGGACGUCACGCUGAAGCUGCAGGACAUCGAGAGCGUCAUGAUCGGCGAGCCGUUCAGCGUGACCGUCAGCAUGCGCAACGACAGCCAGGAGCAGCGCACCGUCAACGCGGUGCUCUGCGCCUCGUCCGUCUACUACACGGGCAUCCUGGCGCGCAAGAUCAAGCGCGACAAGGCCACAUUCGUGCUCCGGCCGCAGGAAGAGGAGGUUUUGUCACUGACCGUGCAGCCCGAGGAGUACCUCGAUAAACUGGUGGACUUCGCAAUGGUGAAGAUCUACGUGAUUGCAAAUGUCAAGGAGACAAGACAAACAUGGUCUGAAGAGGAUGAUUUCACUAUCACGAAGCCGAAGCUGGACAUACAGGUUGAGGGACCAGUGAAGGUCGGCCAUUCAUUCAGACUCGUAAUGCGCUUCACAAAUCCCCUGAACGUGCCCCUUCAAGACUGCACAUUGUCCGUUGAAGGCCCUGGCGUCACAAGCGCCCACAUCGUUCACCUCUCGAACGUGGCACCACGCGCCGAGUGGGUCCACCGGGAGACGUUCGUGCCCGUGAAGUCCGGACCGCGGAACGUGAUGGCCGUCUUCAACUGCCAAGAGCUGUUCAACAUCGAGGGUUCGGCGCAGACGGUGGUCGAAGAGUAGCCCACGUGGCCACUCGUCGGCGGUGCUCCGCUUUCCGCAUUUGCACGGCAGCAACUUCAAUGGCAGCAAUCGUUGGCAGAGACGCUUCCGCUCGUGAUGCCCAGACCGUGUUGUGUGUUAUAUAUAGAAGUGAGUCUCGUAUUGGCCAAUAAAUCGCGCGUGUUUGUCAUAUAUGACGCAACC
Messenger RNA from Dermacentor andersoni, 2568 nucleotides. RefSeq names its product hemocyte protein-glutamine gamma-glutamyltransferase-like. Gene Ontology annotation, molecular function: protein-glutamine gamma-glutamyltransferase activity. Gene Ontology annotation, biological process: peptide cross-linking. NCBI's taxonomy places the organism in Eukaryota, Metazoa, Arthropoda, Arachnida, Ixodida, Ixodidae. The record is from RefSeq and is a predicted model, not a curated record.